Messenger RNA from Diprion similis, 2261 nucleotides. RefSeq names its product sodium- and chloride-dependent glycine transporter 1-like. Gene Ontology annotation, biological process: sodium ion transmembrane transport. Gene Ontology annotation, molecular function: glycine transmembrane transporter activity. NCBI's taxonomy places the organism in Eukaryota, Metazoa, Arthropoda, Insecta, Hymenoptera, Diprionidae. The record is from RefSeq and is a predicted model, not a curated record. The coding region runs from base 274 to 2097 and encodes 607 amino acids. The transcript has 15 exons. Gene Ontology annotation, cellular component: membrane.
AGAGAUUGCCCGAUUGUGAUCCAGUCUUUGUGCACUUUCGACUGACAGCAGUGGUCCAACUUUUCGCUCCUGUUUCUCGCAAGUACAACAGACUCGUCUCGAUUACGGGGUGAAAAAAGUGAGAGUAGUUAUAUUGAUUGGAAGUUGAAAGCUGGGUGGAAGAUAAGAAGAAAAGAAACACGAUGAAAAGAUCAACGUACGGGCUUUUUUACUGAGACGAUAUAAAUCGAAGAUUCUUCGUCAUUCUGAUUUUUUUUUCCUUUCCACAAAGCUAUGAAGACGACAAACGAGCUGAGAAAGCGAAACUCUUGGGGCAGCGAAGAUGAUCAAGAUGAAGAUGAGCCUGAUCGUGGAACUUGGGCGAGCAAAACGGAGUUUUUGCUUUCGUGCGCAGGCUACGCCAUAGGGAUUGGAAACGUAUGGAGAUUUCCAUACUUGUGCUACAGAAAUGGAGGAGGGGCUUUUCUCGUUCCGUAUUUAUUGAUGCUGUUCCUCUGCGGGAUACCCUUAUUUUACAUGGAAUCGUCGAUAGGACAAUUCGGGGGUACGGGAUGCAUAACGAUGUUCAGAACGAGUCCAAUUUUCAAAGGAGCAGGUUUUGCAAUUGUCGUCGUGAAUCUGAUAUGUACGAUGUACUACAACGUGAUAAUAUCUUAUCCUCUGUUGUUCCUCGCGAUGUCCCUCAGGAAGAAGCUCCCCUGGGAAGACUGUGACAAUCACUGGAACACCAACAAGUGUCUGAAGCUAGGCGCAGACAUAUUUGGACACAAGAACGAAUCUGACCAAAUGGAACUUAUCGGAAGAACGAAGACACCGGCCGACGAGUUCUUCAACAAUCACAUACUGCAGAUAUCCGACGGGAUCGACAACAUCGGCGGCAUCGUUUGGCCCCUGUUCACUUGCAACCUCGUGUCCUGGUUUAUCGUUUUCCUCUGCAUAUGCAACGGUGUGAAGAGCGUAGGAAAGGUGGUUUACUUCACGGCGACGUUUCCUUUCGUCAUCUUGUUCGUGCUCUUGAUCAGAGGCGUCACUCUACCCGGCGCUUACGACGGUAUAACGUUCUACAUCAUGCCGAAGUGGUCGCAGCUGACGAAUCUUAAGGUCUGGGCCGAUGCCGCUCUCCAAAUAUUCUUCUCCCUCGGACCGGGAUGGGGUGGAAUCGUGAACAUGGCCAGCUAUAAUCCGUUCAAUAACAACAAUCGUCUGGACUCGAUCCUCGUCCCGAUCUUGAACUGUGGCACCAGCAUAUUCGCCGGCUUCGUCGUAUUCUCUGUUCUCGGAUUCAUGUCUCACCAGACUGGACUUCCUGUUUCAACUGUCGCCACCGGAGGACCAGGGUUGGCCUUCGUGACGUAUCCCGAAGCGAUCACGAUGUUACCGAUACCCCACCUGUGGGCGGUUCUAUUCUUCACGAUGUUGUACCUCCUGGGAAUGGACAGCUGCUUCGUUCAAAUCGAAGCAAUUAUAUCGAGCAUAACGGACGCGUAUCCGAAACUCAGAAGGCACAAACGGCUCGUCGCUUUCGUCUCUCUGUUCAUCCUGUUUCUCGGCUCGCUGGUAUUCGUCACGAACGGUGGAAUGUACAUCUUGCAACUACUGGACUGGUACGCCGCCUCCAUUUCCGUUAUACUCAUAUGCUUGGUUGAGACGAUAGUCGUUGGAUGGACCUACGGAUGCCAAAAUUUCGUUCGUGACGUUGAAUUCAUGACUGGUCAUAAAGUGCACCCAUGGUGGCCUCUGUGCUGGAAAUACUUGACGCCCAUCAUUUUAUCCUUCAUCUUCGUCACGACGAUAAUAUUCAACACCCGAAUCACCUACAACGGAAUCGCUUAUCCCGAAUGGGCCGUGGUGGUUGGAUGGUGUUCCUGCCUUUCGAGCAUCGUUUGUAUACCGGGAUACGCCAUCUUUCAUUUUUGCAAAACGAAGGGUGGCUGGAAAGAGAAGAUACAGCAGGGAACGAGUCCGACUCCAGAAUGGGGUCCACAGAAGCUCGAGGACCGGAUUGCCUGGGACGAGCUCAAGCGAAGAAAAGCAAAGAAAAAUAGUCACGUACCCACUGCUGCUUUGACAAACGGGAUUAAAGUCACCAGAGUUUGAUAUAGAGAUACCGAAGUUCAGAGAAAGGAAUUAUAUUUGUUGAUGAUGUCGAUUAUGAAAAAAAUAUUAAGUCAGGCCUUUUUUUAUAUUAAGGUUAACGUGCCGUUUGUGUAUAAUGUAUAAAAUAAUAUCACCGUAUUUUAUUAGGGACUAAAUGUAAUAAA